AUGAUGCCAGAAACACAAACGAAACCGAACUCAGGAGCAUCCUUUAGUGAGCGCAUGUCGAAGUUGAAAAAGAUAUUCCAGUCGAGCAAAUUGGUCGACAGGAAGGAAGUACCCAGCAGUGUCAACUCUUCCACCUAUUUACCUAGGCGCAGCUUUAGCAUUGCCCAAUAUGCAAAAGCAAAUAGUAAUCAAGAAGUACAACUCGACUAUCGUUCAGUUAACGAUGACUCAGAAACUCCAUCGCGUACGAUGCAGCAGCACAUAAUCAAGACAAGACAAUCUACGCCAGCUCUCCAUCAAUCAGGGAAGCAUGAUGAAGAGUCCCGCGACCACACUAUUCGGGAUUUUCAGCUUAUGCCCUUUACUGCUAUUGCUAGCAUUUCCGAACAACAGACUCUAUUACAAAGGCGACUCACUGAUCCGGAUGGCACCAUAACAAACUUUAAGAAACAGUACGACGAUCUGAAACGUCAGUUGAUAGACAAAUGCAAUGAGGUCCGUCAAUUGCAAGACGACAACGAAAUUUUAAAGCGCCAAUGCAGCGAGGCUGCCACUAAAACAUACCAUCCAAAGGUCCAGCUGCCCCUGAACAGGCCUGAGAGCGAACUCAUCAAAGACUGGCAUACUCUGGUCUAUAGCGUCAACAACUUUGUCGACAAUCAUUUCCGUGAUGUUAACUACAAGAGAAUCGCGUCCUGGGCAAAGAUCCAACAAGAUCAUCUUCGUGAAGUCGCUGAGAGACCUCAAGACAUCGUGACAAACCUUGAAUCAGGUCUUGCACUGAUAAAGGCUACCGUGUGGCAUGCGCUCAGAAAGUUCACCUUUGGUGGUGUCGCUUCUGAAGGAGCUAUGUGCUGGGCUGGUCGCUACAAGGGAGAUUUGCGUAGACUCGCCAUCAAACUAGAGGUUGACAACGUUGUCGAAGGUUUUCUCCCUCUAAACUAUCAGUGGAAAACCCUGACAACGAAUAUGAUCUCUAUCUUACAAACUUCUGAACAACGAGGUCAAGAAGUUGAGCAUGUGGUCAUGGACAUCGAUGAUCUCCUUGCUCCAUGCCGCCCACGGAUGCCGAGGUCUAACCACUAUCAUCGAGACCUCCAAACUUUGGUCAGCAAAGCUAUCGAGAUGGAUCUCUUUUUAUCUGGUCAAACGACUGCCUAUUUCAUCAAAUGGCCGAUCAGUGGACAUUUGAAUGUCAAGUUUGACCAAUUUUCCAUGAUGUUGGCUGUGGGAAGCCCACCAGUGUCAAGGAACCUUGUGAGAUUUGUGAUACAGCCAGGUCUCUAUCGAGCGGAUAGACAGGGUGAUAGCUAUAAUAGUUCCAACCUGUUAGACAAAAGCAGAGUUUGGAUGUCAUAA
Fusarium poae is the source of this 1359-nucleotide messenger RNA. RefSeq lists its product as uncharacterized. The record is from RefSeq and is a predicted model, not a curated record. The coding region runs from base 1 to 1359 and encodes 452 amino acids. The transcript has 2 exons. NCBI's taxonomy places the organism in Eukaryota, Fungi, Ascomycota, Sordariomycetes, Hypocreales, Nectriaceae.